AUUGAUACCUACCUAUCCUUUCUUUUACCCUACCAAAUCACUUUUUGACAGAUAUUCACAUCUUUUCUUCUCUUCUCUCUUCUACAAAAACAACUUACCUCUUUAUAAUUCGUCUUAUAUUUAAGAACCCACGGAAAAAGAUUCUAGGACUCGAGCCCAUUCUCCUUCAUCACUUACUUAACAUUUAAUUCGCUUUUCGCAUACGCCAGAAUGGUAUGUCCUUUAAUUUCUAGCUAUUCCUGCAGUAUCAGACCCUCAUUCUACUGCGCGGUUUCUCAAUUCAUGUAUUCUUUUGAAGCCCCGAUUCGCAUUCCAAUCGCUUUACAACUUCCCCGACCCCAACUCCCCAUCUUCAAUUCUUCAAUUCCCGAAGCAGCAAUUCGGCCAGCUAAUGCUUUCCCUCCUAGGUUCAAACACCCACCCAACGCAAAGCGAACCUCAAGUUCGCUGCCAUAAACGAGAACAAGCAAGGCAAAUCAGAAGCUCAAUUGCACAAGAAGGAGCUGAAGAAACAGAAGAGCCCUGUUAGUAAGGGUUGGCUAUGUAGGUUAUGAUCUCUUUUUAUCUUUUGCGGCUGGAAAGGAAAGAGGUUAAGGAAGAGGUAGGCGCAGAAGAGGGAAGAGAUGGAAAGUAGAGGUAAAAUUGUUGGCGACGCAUCUAUUUGGGUGGAAAGGGGAAGUCUCCUUCACCAAGUGCGCCAGUGCGUGAAUGUGAUGCGAGGCAGACCUACCAGGGAUAAGCUCCGAUCUGGGCCACUAUAAGUCAUGAAGAAGAAGAUUCUGAAAGGAAUCACAAGCAUGUACAAGGUCUUAGCUAACAAUCCAACGAAAAGAUCUCUUAGCAUUCAUCCUCAUCGGUGGAUUCUUUGUCGAUGCGAUCUUUCGCCUGGUCUCCUAUUUCAGCAGUAAAUAAGCGCAUCGCGCACAUUCACAUUCAAUACAUUUAUCAACUCUCGCAACCAUAUGCCGGAGGGAUCCAAGUCGUGUAAAACGAAGAAAGUGCAUUAGUUGUACACAACUAAAAUCUGUCGAUUGGAGAGCAGCUAGCUUGCGAGAUGUUGAUAGUCUAGGGACAGGGCUUGCAUUGCCAGGGAAGCAAUUGCGAUUGUGAGAUUUGUGGAUGGGAGUUAUUUUGGGAUCUAAUUUUUAUUUCCAUGUAAUAUUCGGCUCCUUUAAAUGUUGUCGGAUCUCAGUGAUCAAGGGUUUUUUUUUCCUUAUGGGGUCAAUAAAUGAUUUAUUUAGCGCUCAAUACAUUUGAAAAUUGAAGAAAUUCGAUUU
Molecule: messenger RNA, 1277 nt
Organism: Sclerotinia trifoliorum
Lineage: Eukaryota; Fungi; Ascomycota; Leotiomycetes; Helotiales; Sclerotiniaceae
Source: the annotation of a GenBank genome assembly